Hydra vulgaris (swiftwater hydra) is the source of this 2882-nucleotide messenger RNA. RefSeq lists its product as uncharacterized. Lineage: Eukaryota; Metazoa; Cnidaria; Hydrozoa; Anthoathecata; Hydridae. The record is from RefSeq and is a predicted model, not a curated record. Gene Ontology annotation, molecular function: protein binding.
AAGUAAACUCUUAGCACUUUGUUUUUAUACCUAAUAAAAAAAACAAAAAAAUUUAAAGGUAAUAUGCACCAGAAUAAGCAUUAACAUUAAACCUUGGUCAUAUGCACCAGAAGGAACAUUUAAACCUUGGUCAUGCCAAAACUCUUUAGUCUCUAAUUGAUUUCAAAACUAAAUCAUGUAUCUCGGCUUCCUUGGUUACCUUAGUUUCUAUCCCAAUGUGUCAAGGUGAGUUUCCACCUUAACACAUUCGGAUAGAAACCUAAAAGUCAGUCAAUUUAUUCAAAUUCAAAUAUGCCAAUUUUAUUGGUCAAUCAAUGUAUGCACAUUAGGGUGGAUCAUUUUGUAGCAAAAGUCAAAAUCCAGGAUAACUAUGCUUUGCAAUUUUUGUCAUUUAUAUUUUUAUUAAGUUGAUUUAGGUGCCCCAAGAAGUCCUGAUGGUCUUAUCACUGAGCACCGUGGAAGAGCAUUUAAUAGGAAGUUCAUGCCUCCUUCCCAACCGAUGUCGCAAAACUUGCCCAGAGGUGGGGUUUGAACUACGUUACGAUCGUUACGAGAUGAAAUCUACAAGUUGAAGUUACAUUAUAUUAUGACCUAUGGUAAUUUUUAUGCACAAAGCGAUAUAAACUCAUUUAAAAAAAACACUGUUAACCUUUCCACAGACCAUUUUGAUCUGGUCAAAGUAGAAACUACGUAUCUUCAAAACGUUAAAGACGAUUUUAAUGAGUGGACAGAUCAUAUUGAAAAACAAAACAUUUAUAAAAAAAUAGCUUUUGAGGAAGUGUUUUCACAAGAUUUGCCAUUUCUUUUGAUUUCUGGUAUAGCUGGGAUUGGGAAGACAUACUUUCUUAAGAAGUGCCUUUUGCUUUGGGCCCAUGGGCUACUUUGGAAAAACGUUGACUUUGUUUUUUAUUUUGAUUUAAAAAAACUUAAUAAUUUAAAUGCUAUUUCAAGUUUAAAUGAACUAAUUAGAAAAUUUUACGGAAAUAUAUUGAAAGGAUUUGAAAUUUCAUCUCAACGGUCAAUUACGCUGGUAAUUGAUGGGUUAGAUAACUUUACACAACUUGAUAACUUAAUUUAUCAAAAGUUAGAUGAUAUACCUUUAAUAAAUACAUUGAAUCAUGCUUUUAAUUCUAAAGAGAUUAAGUGCGUUCUUGCAGGAAGAGUUCGAACCGCUAUUGCAUAUUGGAGUGCAUGUAAAGGAAACGACGCCAUUACAAAUAUUCAAAUUAUGGGUUUGAAUAAUCAAGGAAUAACGUUUUAUUUUGAAGAUAUUUUAUUAAGCUCUACUCUUAAAAAUCAAUUGAAUAAUAUUUCAUCAUUAUCAAUUGAAGGAAAAUUAAUACUUUCUGUUCCUCUAUAUCUAAAAGCAAUAUGCAAAACAGUUUUAAACAUGGGUAUUUUUUCUGUAAAUACAAUUACGGAGUUACUUGGAUUAGUCUUCUAUUACUUUAUACAAAAAAAAUACAAAAACAAAACCAGUUCAUUGCAUGAACUUAUGCAUAUUGAAGCACCAUUUAUAUGUGCCAUAUGCAACGUUGCUUUUAAUUUAUUAGAAAACGGAAACUCUUUUGUUUGGCAAUUUACUGCUAACGACAGUUUGAAAGAGGAUUUUUAUUUUAUUAAAAAAUGUAACAUCAAUCAACAAUAUGAAUUCCAUCAUUACAUGAUGCUAAAAUUUUGUGCUUCUGUACAUUUGUAUAUGUUUGAAAGUCUUCAAAAAGCUCAUUCCAACAAAAGAUUGCAUGCGUGUUUACCGAUUAUUACAGGACUAACUUAUGGUAGAGAAAGAAAUAUGUUAAGUUUAAUCAGUAGCAUAAAGAAGACAAGAAAAAACGACGACAGCCUUUUACUUACACAAAUAUUAGAACUUCAACAUAGAAAAUUAUUUGUCGAAUGUUUUUAUGAAUCUCAAGUACUGUUAAACGACAUUUCAAAAUUACCAUUGGAUGUGAUAAACAAAUGGUUCCAACAGGGUGAAGUUAAUAGCAAAGAAAUUAUAGCAGAAAAUUACUUUUCAAAAAAUUAUACAAACUUAAUUGAGCAAAUAAAAAGUAACAAAGUGAAAAUUCGGAUUGAGAAAAUUAAAGAAAAAGUUCAAAAAACCAUGAAUGAUGCGAUAAGUUUGUAUGAGAAAACGCACUUAGAUAAAGCAGUGGAGUUAUUUAGAGAAGCGGAACAAAUAUAUAAAAUAUUUUUCGGUAAAAAACAUCAUGAAACAAUUUGUGCUACAUACUGGAUUGCGGUAUGCUUACAUGGUAAAAAUCAAUUUGAUAAGGCUGAACAAAUAUUUAAAAAUGUUGAAAUUAUCCGAACAAGCGUUUUAGGAGAAAAACACGAAAGUACACUAAAUACUAAAUUCUGGAUUGCCAGAUGCUUAUAUAGUAAAAAGCAAUAUGAUGAAGCAAAAAAGUUAUUUAUGGAGGUAGAAAAUGUGCAACAAGCAGUUUUAGGAAAUAGGAGUAAAGACACACUAAAAUCUAAAUAUUGGAUUGCCAUUUGCUCUUUUCAAAAAAAAAAAUUUGAAGAUGCAAUCAAACUAUUUUCAAAUCUUGAAGCUUUUCAAAAAGAAAUUUUAGGCGAGAAACAUCUGGAUACGAUAAAUACUAAAUAUUGGAUUGCUAGUUGCCUAUAUAGUAUAAAAAAAUUCAAAGACGCAUACACAUUAUUUACAGAAGUAGAAAAAGUACAAUCUGAAGUUUUAGGUAAAAUGCACCCGGAUACUGUAAACACGAUAUAUUGGAUAACAUCUUGUCAGCACUAUGUAAAAAAAAGAUGAAUUUUCUAUUAAAUUAAUACUUUAUUUUUUCUUUGAUACUAAUAAACAAUUUUAUUUAUUUGAUAAAAGUUUUUAAAUAAAUAUGUUUUUAUUUUUUAUAACAAAA